AUGGUUUCCGCUUUGCUUGUAUUUUCUCCUGAGCUAUGCAUAAAGCCAUGGCAGAAUACUAGCAAUUCUUCUAACAAACUUAAAAUUUCUUCUGGACUUUCUCAAAACAAGAUCCAAACUGUAGUACGAUGCAAGAAGAAAGGAGAAAUAUUUCAUAGUUCUGUGAUAAAUGGGCAUUUAUACUCUAAUUCGCCGCCUUUUAUUAAAGUCUCGUUACAGAAGUCUGUGAUUCCUUUUGCUGUCUCUCUUGCUGUUUUUCUAUGGUCUGGUUCAGCUCAUGCUGGAUUUCUCUCUGGCUUCUCUGGGAUAGAAUCAGUUCCUGGUCCUCAGUUACCUGAGAUUGACUUUCUCACUCGCUUUAACGAAGAAAACCAGAAGAAGUAUGCAGAAUAUGAUGCAAGAUUCAAGGAGUCUCCCUUGCUUAAAAAGUUGCUUGAACAAUCCAAGUUGAACAAGGAGAAAAACCGGCAAGCUAUUCAAGACAAAUAUUGUAUUCGAGGAGCUGAGUGGGGUGUUGGAGAUUGCUCGGCUGAUGCUAUGUCACCUGAAGAUAGAGAUAAGUUCAUUGCCAUGUUGAAGCAAAAGGCUGGAGUCGAAUGA
Molecule: messenger RNA, 600 nt
Organism: Fraxinus pennsylvanica
Lineage: Eukaryota; Viridiplantae; Streptophyta; Magnoliopsida; Lamiales; Oleaceae
Source: the annotation of a GenBank genome assembly